Messenger RNA from Rasamsonia emersonii CBS 393.64, 1554 nucleotides. RefSeq names its product Protein kinase-like domain protein. Bases 1 to 1554 code for a protein of 517 amino acids. Lineage: Eukaryota; Fungi; Ascomycota; Eurotiomycetes; Eurotiales; Trichocomaceae. Gene Ontology annotation, molecular function: protein binding. The transcript has 4 exons. Gene Ontology annotation, cellular component: SCF ubiquitin ligase complex. The record is from RefSeq and is a predicted model, not a curated record. Gene Ontology annotation, biological process: SCF-dependent proteasomal ubiquitin-dependent protein catabolic process.
AUGCCUCCUCGAUCACCCCUCGAACUGCCCGAGAUCGUUGCGCGUGUGCUGCAACAUCUCGACAAUAAGAGCUUGGUUGCCGCCACGCAAGUCAACAGCCUCUGGGCCGAGGAGGCUACAAAUUGGAUCUGGCGAGGCUCGUACCGCGAUUCCCUGUAUUCUCAUUCAUUGCCGCUGCGAAGAAUAGCCAACUCUCCGAAGGAGCGACGAGAUUGGUAUACGAGAAAGAUCCGGCAUUUGAAACUGAGGACGUGUGAUGAUGAUGAUGAUGAUGGUGACGAUGGUGACGAUUUUCCCAUCCAGCGACUGCUGAAGGAAAAGGGGUUUCACUUUCCCAACCUGGUGUCCGUGGUCGUCGACAUCGGCAAUGAAAAUAUGACCGAGGAGGAUAUGGCGCGGUUCUUGCAGCUGAAUCUGCUUUGUCUGGAGCUGUUUGCCGGAUCUUAUACUCGAUGGUUUCUGGAACAAAUUCAGAAACAUGCGCCUUCGUUGCGCGCGUGCCUGCUCGACAAUCUCCUGGCCCUGGAAGACCCAGAUACCCCCCAUGUGACCAAAGAGGAUUUCCUCAACUUCCUCCAGGCGAUGCCGUCCCUCAAGCAUCUGGAGUUGGUCAUGGGGUUCGAGCCCUGUUUGACCGAAGACGUGAUGGUCUAUCUCCUGUUGCGCCCCGGACUGGAGAAACUGGCCAUCGGAGCUGAAACUGUCUUGACUGGCAGCGUCGUGCACAAAUCAUUCGACCAGACCAACAUCCCCGACGAGGCCAUUUUCCCCCAUCUGCGCUCUCUGGAAAUUACCGCCGAAGAUCGCGCGGUGCGGCGAAUCAUGCCCUUGCUGAAGAAUCUGCAGAUUUUAACCCUCUCGAUUCUGGACUGCGAAUCUCCAACGGAGACUGUACGGUGCAUCGCGUCGUGCACGCGACUCGAGGGAAUCACCUUGUCGUGGGCGGAUGGGGAACCCGUGACCGGAGCAUCGCUGGAGCACCUUGCGUCUCACUGUCCGAUGCUCCGCCGCGUGGAGUUGGAGCCCGAAGCCGAUGCCACCGUCGAUCUCUCCGACGAAUGGUUCGAGGCGAUUGCGUCGAAACUCGUGCACCUCGAGGUUCUGUCCUUUCGAGUGAUCCGCGGUGCGAUCAGUGCCCGAUCGCUGGCCUCGCUCGCCCGCCACUGUCCCCGUCUCCGGCAGGUCGAGAUGCCGCCCGAGCUGGAGAUCCUCGAGCUGGACGACGAGCCGGACUCGGUGCGCUUCCCGUCGCUGGAGACCCUCUGCCUGGGACCCAUCGCCCCCGGCGUGCGUCGAUUGGAAUCGCCCGAAGAGGUCGAACGCGUCCAUGAGCGCAUCAUCGCCCUCCUGGAUUGGCGGUUCCCGGCGUUGACGACGUUCUCCUUCACGCCCGUGACCCCUCAAGGCCAGCGAGCGGAUCCGUUGCCUCGCAAAGUCCAUCGGCAUCUGAGUCAAAGAGGGUUGUGGUUGUCGUGGUCGCCGACGUUGGAGAACGAGUUGACGGCGAGGCUGAUCGAGCCGGUGAGGGGGAGCAGGUUCAAUCCUUUGUCUUGA